Amoebophrya sp. A25 is the source of this 735-nucleotide messenger RNA. Lineage: Eukaryota; Dinophyceae; Syndiniales; Amoebophryaceae. The record is from the annotation of a GenBank genome assembly.
CGCGACCCGAAAAAGUGGAGGAGAAACAAGAGGAGGCUGAAAAGGGCUCCUUGAUGAAUAAGGUGGAGGCGUAUCUUAAAAAUCAUCUUGGGGAAGAAGGGCGAACUCUUCGAGGAAAAUGCGUCGCCGUACAUCAGCAAGAAACUCGAGUUCCGUAAGGCUGCUAUUCACACGUCGAAAACUGAUGCACAAUCAGGCAAGAGAAGAAGAGGAGGGCGGCUAAUGAAUUAGCAGAAUACACGUCGGUGCACGAGUCCAAUACUUGGGUGCGUCUGGUCGGGAUGAAGAUUGUCUCCGCGAUGGCAGCCCCGAAGAAGAAGCUCAACAAGACGAUGAUCAAGCAUAAGAUUAAGGUCGCCCAUAACGCAAGACAGAGCAACAAGAAAAUGAGAUGAAGGCUGAACCUCCACCUCUGCAACUUUCAAAACUGUUCAAGAUGCUGUUGCGAAAAUGAAGUUGGAAGAUAUGACUAUAUACAAAGUGACACGAGCUAGGGUCUUAAUUAGUUGUAGCAGACCCCUCCAACGUGAAGCUGAAAUGAUGUGUUCUAAGUGGAUAACGAGGAAAGCGAAUGAAUUAUAUAAGUAAAUAUUGAGGAGAAGAUAAGUUGAGAUCUGUUGUUCAGUGCUCAACGAGAAGACCACGGAGGAGAAGAAAUAUUGUACUAUUGCUCAAUGAGGGCGGGCCGAGAUCAUUGAAUUCAAACGAGUAAACUCGCAUGAUGGUGAAUAAAAA